This is a messenger RNA of Adelges cooleyi (spruce gall adelgid), 4755 nucleotides long. RefSeq lists its product as uncharacterized. Bases 503 to 3757 code for a protein of 1084 amino acids. NCBI's taxonomy places the organism in Eukaryota, Metazoa, Arthropoda, Insecta, Hemiptera, Adelgidae. The transcript is spliced from 5 exons. The record is from RefSeq and is a predicted model, not a curated record.
UCAAGCGAACGGUCCACAACGAUCGAGGGCCAUGGCAGUGCGUGCGGUUCACCGACAACGACGGCGGUUUAAUUUCUUGUGCAGUCACCAUUUAGACAUUACCGCGCGUGUACACUUCUCACCUGAUAUCCGCACGAACGUUAAUCGCGCUAUUUUUUAGUAAUUAUUAUUUUUUUAAAUCAUUUAUUAUUUUUCAACAUCCUACACUUAACGUCGGCAGCUGCACCGUUGCCCGCAGUCGACCGCAGGACGAGCCUGAGGAUUUUUUUUUUGGAAAAAUAUUAAGGCGUUGUUUUUGCCACAUCUUACACGCUUGCCGUUCGGUCGGCCUAUUGAAAUGACAUUCAGGCGAAAACUUCACUAAGCACACACGGUUACGGGCGACUUCAUAUCCACCACCGGAGAGAGUGUGUGUGUGGGGCCAGCGGGUAUUGCACGGACAGACAGACACACACAAAAGGAAUACAAAAUAUAGAAAAUCCCAGAAAAAUUAACCGGGGCCAUGGUGUUGGAAAUGAGAUCGGGCAAGAUGAAAACGUUCUUGCUGUGUUUUCUGCUAAAAACUUCACUGAUAGGAUUAGCGAGCUGUGACUCUUCGUCUGGACCGGUUUAUACGAGCCCCGAUUCGUAUUAUGAGAGUCCCGAACCUGUGGCUUCGCCCGUCGUCUCACCAGAUUCGCAAAUCACUCAAACUGUUUAUGGAUUCUUAGAUUUCACCACAACGAUUGGUAAUACAAUUAUGGUUUUCAUGCCACAGAGUGCGUCUACUUCACCAGGCACUACUACUGCUGAAGAACAACCAUCAACUGAAUCUUCGUUCACAACUAUUGAAGAAAAACCUGUAACAAGGGAACAGUUGAAUAUGGAAGCAGUUGGUAUUACUCCCAGUAAACCGAUAAAUUUACCGACCGAUAACGCAAACGAUGAACCAUUAACGACCAUAAAUGAUCCCUCGACUACUAUGGAACCUACAACCAUAACUACAAAAGAACCGACGACUGACGAGCCAACAACGAGUGAAACGUUCAAGAAACCCGAACAAGAAAAAAAGGCCACCGGAUCUCCUGCAACGGUAAAGAAACCGUCGGCUAAACCAACAACGCCAAUACCUCCAAAAGAAGAAACAAAACCGGCAGCUAAAAUUAACAAAGUACCGGCCAUAAGCUCCAAGGUUGUAGUGCUGACCGGUUCUAAAGUUGUCGAAAAUGUAGUGACCAAAGUCGAUGUCGUUGAAGGUAAACCCGAGCCUUCGAGCGUGCCAGAAAACGUAGUUUCCAGUAAAGUAGAAGUGAUAUCUGGAGAACCUGUCGAAGAACUAACCAUCAACCAUUUGGCGCCCACUCCAGAGUAUGAUUUCCUUUCCAGACAGCCGUCCGAGGUCGUGGACGAGACGUUCAAAGUCAUCGAUUUGAAACCCAGCGCUUCGCGGUUUGUGGUCGGCCAGAAAAGUCGCAAUGCAGAGGGUAAACCACGGGCGUUCAAUUCGGUAUCGAACUUCAACAUCGAAGAGGAACCCACCACCAAUAAAGCAGCGAAAAAAGUUGCAGUGAAAAUUUCUCCUUCUUCGUCCGGUGUUCGGAUACUGAAAACGGCAGCACCGAAAGCGGCCAGCAGAUCGCCCAACAUUGAGCCUACCCCAGCAACGUCCGGUCUAGAAGACCAAUCGUUGGAAUACCUGGUUGGUUCCCAGCCGGGUUCAAACUUAGUUCGUCAAUCUAGAAGACCGGUGAUUGGCGGUGGAGUUAAUAAAAAUAAGUAUUCGCCGACUCCAAAAAACAAACCUCGCGAAUCCGAAGAUUAUCCGGCUGCAGAAGAAGAAUCCAACGAUUACCCUUCGGCUCUAAACGAAAACACGACCCCUAGUUAUAGAAAGGGUUCCAAGCAAUCCGCAAAACCUACCACGACGACCCAGAAAACUCCGAAUUUCAAGCAAAACAGAUUCAACAGGCCUACUACCGAAGCAGAAUUGGAAGCAACUGAGGGUUCUAGUUUCCAACGGAGAUUCUCUCCUAGCGGUAAACGUUAUGAAAACAAUGGCGUCGUGACUCCGGCCACUACUCGUAGGGCCUUCAAAAAACAUUACCAACAACAAGAGCAACAACACCCUACACAGCCAAGUCACCAGCCCAUACCGACUGCUCCAUUGACAUUCAAAUCAAAAUUAGUCCGACCAACCGGUAGGUGGGAGUACAAAACGUCUCCAAAACCCCGCGUGACGAUUCGUCGCAUCGACGACCUGCGCCAUAACCAAGAAAAUAACACUACUCCUUUGACACCACAUUUCCCUGAUGUACAAGUCGACAAUGGCGACCAAGCGUUGGCUGGAUCCGGUUUAUUGCCUGCUUUACAGCACGACGAUGAUAACGAUGUCCUUAUUCAAGAAGUAGCUCCCUCGGCGACUGCUGAGACCAUCAGAGUGGAGAUAUCUACACCCGCCGAGUUCAAGGAUAUUUACUACGAAAUCGCCACUAUCAAAUCACCAUACUCGUUCCAGGUCGGUUCCGUAAAGAACACUAGGUUUAUUACCGUGACCUCAACUUAUCAAAAGAGCUUGGUCGAACAAACCGAAAGUCCACAACCCUCUAGAGCGGAACCUCUGUCAGAAAAUAUAUUGGCUAGCACAGCUCCUAACCUCUAUGGCCGUGAACAACCUAUCGAUUCAAGCGUGGCUACUUUGCCGCCAAUCGCCUUGUCUCCGGAUCAAGCCACACCGCCUUUGGAAACGAUGACUGAAAGUUUCAGCACAACUGAACUGAUGCUGAAGACGCAUAUAUUGCCGGUAGUCCGAGGAAGUGAUACCAGUAGUUAUACUCUAAUCCAGUCGUACAAAGUCACCAGACUAGUGACUGCAGUGAAGACACUGCCGCCGAUGGAGGUGUACCAGUUUGUGCCCAGCAAAACUUUGAACGAGUUCAACACGCGACUGGACGAGGCCGGAUCAGAACUUCAUUUGGAACUCGAAUACGGCGAUAACAACAACGACGACGAUUCACAUCCAAAUGCAGCCAAAGCGUUCUUGGACAGUCUCGAUUUGGCGCAUGUGGGUUCAGAUUUUGACAUUUCGCAGAUGGACAAGACCAACGGGCUACGUCUAAAGAAAGCGCACAAAUUCCCCAGUGUCGCCAACAUUACCGCGACAACGCCGGCGCCGCCGACCAUGAGUCCCGAACAACUCCAGCAGCUGGCCCUGUACCGGCUUUUGAAUCCCAACGUCCCGAUGCCGGCUCCGGUUGUCACCGCCUCUCGGCCGGUUCUCAAGUUGGAAACCGUAUACGAAACGCACGCUUUGCCCGUGGUAAACGGCGGCAGCACGUACUACACCACCUUGUCCAGGCCAGUGGGUACGGUGACCAAGACAGACUAUGAACUCUACACCACCACACUGGCCAUUCCUCAACCGUCGGCUCUGUUUCCCCAACAGCCGUCUAUCCUGCAACCGCAGCCGACCCUAUUCCCACAGCCGUCCCUGUUCCCUCAGCAACCCACUCCGUUCCCACCCCAGCCAACCCUGUUCCCGCAACAGCCGUCGUUCACCAUAAUGUCCACGCCGGUCGUCACCCAGUCGAUGGUCACGCAGACGGACAGCAGAGUCCUCAAGCUGACAUUCGGCGCCAAGACCGCAUACACCACCCUGUACUCCAGCUCUGUUUUUCCCACGCAGGUCACAUCGUACUUGACACAGUCCGUUCCUGUACAACCCACCAUAGCCCAGUUUCCUAACUUCAUACCGUACGGCGGGUAUCCUUUCAUCGGAUAAUAAUCGCCCAAUCGCGACGCGUGCCAUUCACUAUAUUCGGCUGGACAUCCGAAGUCAUGAUUUGUAAAUAAAAUAAAAAAAUAUUCUUAUUAAUCCAAUAAGAACGCUCAAAAUGUUUGACGUUACGACCACGUACUAUAAGGUUUUAUUUUAACAAACCGUUGUAAAUUGUUUUUUAUAUAAAUUAAGAUUUAAUUUUUCAACACAAUCUUUGUUCGAAACGAAUUCGGGUUGUAAUUUUGAAUUCUCGUUACUGUUUACGGAGCUAUUGACACCAUUUGCGUGAUUAAAACUAGUGAAAAUGUAUUAUAUAUAUAAAAAAAAAAAACAACACUAGUUUAUUUCCAUUAAAAUCUCGAUGCCAACGAAUCUCGAAAAUUGCAAAAAAAAAAAUUUAUAAUAUUAAAAAAAAAAUAAAACAACACGAAAUUUGUUACCUGGAGAGUUUUGCGCAUUUGGUGUCUCACUUUGUUAAUUUUAUUAUAAGGCAUCGUUUGUACGUUUUAUGUUUAACGCAAUUUUUUUUUUAUUCAAUUGAAAAAACUAUCCAAAUUAUACCACAGAGCCCGUCCAUUCAUUUAUCACCCUAACGGGAUCGAACUUUGAAAGUCGGCAAAAAGUUCGCAGAGUAUCUUUUCACAUUCACCUCAUAAACCUUCCUUUCCUCUCCUCGAAGUUUUUUCCUCGGGGUUAAAUAACAAAUCUGGAUGUCAGUUUUGAUUAAUUACUUGUAUCCCCAGUUGAAAAUAAUUUCUCAAGAAAGAUACCUAUUGCCAAAUACUGGUGGGGAAUAUAUAUAUAUAUAUAUAUUUACAUAAUAUAAAGGUUUUUACUAAAAUAAUUGUAGGGCAUAGUGUAAUUAUUUUUAUAUUAUAAACUAUAAUAUAAGUGUACUGUAUUGUAUUGUAUUAAAUUAAAAUUAUGUUUUAUAUUUUUACCAUGUAAACUAAUUUGUUUGUAUUAGUUAAUAAAACUAUUUGUACAGUUUAAAUUUGAUA